This is a messenger RNA of Aureobasidium pullulans EXF-150, 4615 nucleotides long. RefSeq lists its product as uncharacterized. Gene Ontology annotation, biological process: negative regulation of transcription by RNA polymerase II. Gene Ontology annotation, cellular component: chromatin; Sin3-type complex. The record is from RefSeq and is a predicted model, not a curated record. Lineage: Eukaryota; Fungi; Ascomycota; Dothideomycetes; Dothideales; Saccotheciaceae. Gene Ontology annotation, molecular function: transcription corepressor activity. Bases 34 to 4482 code for a protein of 1482 amino acids. The transcript is spliced from 7 exons.
AGCCCAGUCGGCGCGCGCAUACGCCAUCAUCAGAUGAAUCCAGCGCAUAGAGACGGCUGGCCGCCCAGAGAAGACCAUACUCCGCUCCAUCGCACUUUCGCCGGAAACCCCCCGCCUGCUCAUCCAGGUGCAGCUCCUUCUCCACGCACCGGCGGUCUACCCCCUCCACCAGGCUCCUUUGCCCCUUUCCAACAGGCUUCACACAAUAUCCUGAAUCCUCCGUCGCCCCGCCAUCAAGCACAAGCCGCCUUCCCUCUGGGUCGCGACAUGCCCGAUCAUCGGGACAAUAUUCACAUCAAAGAAGAGCAGGACGCCGUGCGCCGCGAUCAGCAGCGCGAAAGACAACACAUGGAUCAACUUCCGCCUCAUCAGGCUCAGGGAGGGCCCAUCCACCUACACCAGCCUGUCGCUGUCGCGCCUCGCACCGUCCAUGGCCCCAAUGGUCUAUUAGCUAACACCCCCGGCGGCCACGGUCAAAUGCCGAACGCUGUUUUCAGCGGUGGCCCCGUCCAGCCCGCUACUCAAUCGCAGGCUAUGCUUGUUCCCAUGCAACCUGGCAGUGCUCAGCCUGCUAAUGUUGGCCAAGGCCAGCAGCCCAUUCUGAACGAUGCGCUGAGCUACCUGGAUCAAGUCAAAGUCCAAUUCGUCGACCAUCCGGAUGUGUACAAUAGAUUCCUCGACAUCAUGAAGGACUUCAAGAGUGGGGCUAUUGAUACACCCGGUGUUAUCGAACGUGUCUCGACUCUCUUCGCCGGUAACCCCGAACUGAUUCAAGGCUUCAACACCUUUUUGCCUCCCGGCUACAGAAUCGAAUGCGGCACUGGCGACGACCCGAACGCCAUUCGAGUAACGACACCCAUGGGAACUACCGUUCAGGCCAUGCCGGCACCCCGACCUAUUUCUCCUCGCACCGCUGCUCCUCCCCAAGAUGGAAGCAACCCUGAAGGCCCUCUGUUCGCUGCCGUGAACAGACAAGCCAACGGAAACUGGACUCCUCAAGCACCUAGUCACUCUCACAUUGCUCACAGUCCCAGCGGUCGUCCGGUCGGUACAGCUCCUUUCACUUCUCAGAUGAACCCUCAGCAAGCCGCCGCUAUCGCUGAGGCUCAAGCUCGUGAACAGCAAGCUUUGAGCCUCCAACAGGAACAGCGCGUAUCACAGCUACAGAAUGCCGUCUCAGCCGCAGCUGGCGACAACCUGGCUAGAGCUGGAAUGAUGUCUCCAAGUGGGGGUGCUGCUGCCCUCGCUCAGGGGGAGUUGGUUAUCGGCCCCGACGGACAGCCCAUGGGCCACGAGAAGGUCAGACCGCAGGUCGAGUUCAACCAUGCCAUCAGUUAUGUCAACAAGAUCAAGAACCGCUUCCAGCAGCAGCCCGAUAUUUACAAGCAGUUCUUGGAAAUUUUGCAAACUUAUCAGCGCGAGUCAAAACCCAUCCAGGAUGUUUACGCCCAAGUGACCAGACUUUUCAACUCAGCUCCAGACCUCCUUGAGGACUUUAAGCAGUUCCUCCCCGAGUCCGCCGCUCAUGCAAAGGCUGCAGCUGCUGCAAGAGCCCAGCAACAAGAGGAGUCCGUCAUGCUUAGUAACGUGCGCGGAGAUCCCUUCUACCAGGCACCGCAGCCCCAUCAAACUCCCAGAGCCGAGCAUCGCUUGCCUCCUGUCGGAAACUUUGCGCCUACGCCAACUGUUAACAAAGACAACAAAAGAAAGCGCGGCGACAGACAAGGAACCGUGACUAAUACUGGUCCUGAGACAAACGGUCUGGCCAAGGCUCCGGCGUACGGUCAAAUGGCUAGCGUCAACAAACGCGCAAAGCAGACUCAUACUGGAAGACAGGCCCUGCCUUCAGACGUUCCACCGACUUCCCCGACCCUGGUUCCUGCCCUGCCCGAGCCUCUGCCGCCAACUUCAAGUUCGCUUGCUACAGCCGACGAGAUGAGUUUCUUUGACCGUGCAAAGAAAGCCAUUGGCAACAAAGCUGCCAUGAACGAGUUCCUGAAGCUGUGCAAUCUUUUCUCUCAAGAUUUGAUCGAUCGUGUCACUUUGGUUCACAAGGCUCGUGGUUUCAUCGGCAGCAACCCCGAUCUCUUCCAGUGGUUCCAGAUGUGGGUGGGUUACGUCAACGACGACAUCCUCAUUGAGAACAAGCCCAGAGCCCCACCAUGCAGAAUCUCCCUGAGCAACUGCAGAGGACUUGGACCAAGCUACCGUCUGCUCCCCAAAAGAGAGCGACUGAAGCCAUGCCGCGGACGCGACGAACUCUGCAACGAAGUGCUUAACGAUGACUGGGCCUCGCACCCUACGUGGGCAUCCGAGGACUCUGGCUUUAUCGCUCACAGAAAAAACAUCCACGAAGAAGGACUUCACAAGAUUGAGGAAGAACGCCACGAUUAUGACUUCAACAUUGAGGCCUGUUCACGCACCAUCCAGCUGCUUGAACCCAUCGCUCAGCAAAUCCUCCGCAUGAACAACCGGGAGAAGGAGGCUCUCGAGAUCCCUCCUGGCCUUGGUGGACAGAGCGAGACGAUUCACAAGCGCAUCAUCAUGAAGCUCUAUGGACGCGAAAAGGGUCACAUGGUAGUACAAUCACUCCACGCACAGCCUUACAAGGUCAUUCCUGUGCUACUGAACAGGCUGAAGCAGAAGCUUGAAGAGUGGAAGCAGGCACAGCGCGAAUGGGAAAAGGUUUGGCGUGAUCAAACACAGAAGAUGUUCUGGAAGAGUUUGGAUCAUCAGGCUGUAAACGCCAAACAAGCCGACAAGCGUCAGUUCCAAACAAAGACUCUUCUCGCCGAGGUUCAAACUAGGUAUGAAGAGCAAAAGAGACAGCGCCUGGCCGGUCAAAAUCCGCGUAAGCCUCAGAUGGCCUACAUGCUCGAGGACACGAGUGUCAUUAUCGAUGCAUCUCACCUUGUUCUUCUAUACGCUGAACAGAUGCAUUCCACCGAAUACCCACGCUUGACAUCCUUCAUCAGAGAGUUCAUCCCUCUCUUCUUUGGUUUGGACUAUGAGUGGUUUGGUAACCAGAUCAGAGCCAAGUUUGGCGAUACUCCUCACAUGGACGUCGGUGAAGACUCGAUCUCUGCUUUCGACGACCCUAUCAACGCAAAGCCUCGUAAGCCGACAACCAAGAAGGGCGACCUCUUGCGUGGUGUGCUUGAGCGUGGACGUAAGAACCGUAAGGACGAUGGAAGUAACACUCCCCUGAGUCGCGCCUCGACUCCUGACAACGCAUCCAACGUGGACGAAGACAUGAGCGAUGGCGUUAACAUGGUUGAUGAUCUCAAGUCAGACAUCGCCUUGGACACCUGGGCCUCCCACCCUAUGGCGGGCAACGUCCACAAGGAUAAGGAGCUAUAUCUCAACCAGAUGUACACACGCACGAGAUUCAAUCUUUACGGUAAUGCCAACAUCUAUUGCUUCAUCCGUGUGUUCGUACUCUUGUACGAGCGCUUGAAUAACAUCAAGCAAGCCGAAACCGACGCUCAUACUACAGUCAAUCGCGCAAUGGCACCCAAGCCAGCGACUGAGCUCGGCAUCAUCGACAAGCUUCCCACUGAUUUCUUCACUGAUGUCAGUGAAGGGUCCAACUUCUACCGCCAAAUCCUUGGCAUGUUCGAAGACCUGAUCAAGGGAGACAUGGACAUGGCACAUAUCGAAGAGACACUGCGUAGAUACUACCUGCAGUGCGGAUGGCAACUGUAUUCCUUUGACAAGCUUCUUGGUGCUUUAGUACGCUUUGCUAUCUCCAUGCUCGGCAGUGAGAGCACCAAGGAUAAGAGCUGGGACAUUCUUCAGCUGUUCCGCAAGGACAGACAAAAGGAUGAGACCUCGUUCCAGGAUGAAAUGAAUUACAGAAAGCAGACCGAGAAGUUCACCAAGGACACUGACAUCUACGGCAUUGCUUAUGACCAAGCAACGUCCGAAGUACAAAUCCGGGUUUACCGAAAGGACGAUCCUACCCUCGACACAACGUCGAUGCUUCAGGAGGAUCUUUGGCGUGUCUACGUUACCAAUCUUCUCAAACUUGCACCUACACCCGAUGUGCCCGCGACAAGACGCCGUCCGGUAAUGCACAGAAAUCUGCGCCAGCUCAACAUUGACCCCGGCAGUAUUUACAGCGAUGAGCGUUCGGACGAGUACCGUCGUCUCUGCGAUUCUGCCGUCUCUUCCGAAGGUCUUGAGUUCCGCGUCGCUGUCGAGCUAUACCGCAUGUACUUUAUCAAGAACACAGAUGAGUACGUGUACCAACCAGCAGGCAUCCGAAGUGGUGGCAAGGAAGGCGUUGAGGACGCCGAUUUGACGGCCCGCUACCGAAGUGACCGUAGCCAGGACACAUUCGUCAUCAACAACGCAGCUAUGAAGGGACUCAGCAAGGAAGAUGUCGAGGGCAAAAACUCUGGAUUCAGCGCGCUUGUCAGAGAGGGCGGCGUGGCAGUGUCUUCAGGGCCCGCCGAUGAAGAUGAGGAGAUGGAAGAUUAGGCGUUUUAUCAUCUGAUCUUCUAGGGACGAUGACUUUCAUAUUCAUAUCUCGAUUUUAGCGUUGCGAAAAGGCCACUGAACAGGCUCGUUUGGUUCAGAGAUAUUUGGCGGAAGAUGGAAGGAGUCUGGCGUG